GCCCGCCCCCUCGGGCGGCGGGUAGCGGCGCCGCAGCGAGGCGGCCAUUUUGUGGUGCUGCGCGGUCGGUGGCGCUGGGCUCGGCGCGCAGCGGGGCCCGGGGGCGGUUUCGCUCCGCUCUAACCCUUUGUCCCGUGCAGAGCCCUCGGUUUUUCUUGACUUCUGGUACCUCCUGUAGGAAAAGACUGUUUUCAGGUUGACUUCUUCAAAGAAUCAGAAGUCCAGGUCCAGUUGCUGCUGCAGGUACUGAUACCAGUUGUACAACAGUGUUUGGAAUGUUCGUGGCCAAAUAAGCAACGUGUUUCUUCUUGGUUUGUGGUUUCAGCACAGCAUGGCUGUGGUCAUCCACUUGCAAGGUCUUCGAUUGUGGUGGGGACCAUGGACUUCUCUGGAUUGACCAUUCCUGAUGGGGGCAUGCAUAUUGUAGGGGGUGAACUGGGGGAAUAAAAUCAGCAGUGUUGAUUUUACAAAAUGACAAAACAUCCUCCGAAUAGAAGAGGGAUCAACUUUGAGGUGGGAGCCCAGUUGGAAGCCCGUGACAGAUUAAAAAACUGGUAUCCAGCUCAUAUUGAAGAAAUUGAUUAUGAAGAAGGAAAAGUGCUUAUCCAUUUCAAACGCUGGAACCAUAGAUAUGAUGAAUGGUUUUGUUGGGACAGUCCUUAUUUGCGUCCCUUAGAGAAAAUACAGUUAAGAAAAGAAGGAUUACACGAUGAAGAAGGGUGUGCAGGUUUUCAUAUAAAUGAUCAGGUGUUGGCUUGCUGGUCUGACUGUCGCUUCUAUCCAGCCAAAGUUACGUCAGUUAACAAAGAUGGUACAUACACUGUGAAAUUUUAUGAUGGUGUAGUUCAGACUGUCAAAAACAUUCAUGUCAAAGCUUUUUCCAAAGAUCAGAAUAUUGUGGGUAAUGCUAAGCCUAAAGAAAGAGGUAAUGAAAUUCCGUCAUCUCCUGAAAAGCAGGAGAAAUUUAAAGAACAGAGGAAAGCAACAGGUAAUGCAAAGAAAGACAAGAAUGAAAAGACAUUAAAGACUGAGAAAAGGGUUAAGCAAUCUGAUAAAGAAGGAAAACUGAUAGUUAUCUCAGAAAAAGGCAAGGUCUCAGAGAAGAAUACAUCUAAGAAUGGAAAAGAAGAUAAAGAGAAUAUAUCAGAGAAUGAUAUGGAAUAUUCAGUAGAUACGCAAAUUGAGAAGAAGCCAGAGAAUGACAAUGUAAAGAGUCCCCAGGAAAAUGUGAAAGAAACUAAACGAAAACGUGGAAGACCUCCAAUAACACCUCCAACAGAGCCAAGUUCUCAGACACUGCAGCCAAUAACUUUGGAAUUAAGACGUCGGAAAAUACCUAAAGGAGGUGAAGUACCUUCAAAGCGUCCUAGGGUUGAAAGAAACUUGCCUCAGGAAAAAUUGAAGAACUCUUCAGAUAACCAUGAAAAAGAUCAGAUCAGGAGGCGGUCUUCAAGACUCUCAUCCAGUGUUAGCCAUGAGAUUUUAAACACAGAUCAUGUCACAACUUCAACAGAAGUUCAGCCUUUGAAAGAUGCAAUAUCUAACCCAAAGGAGCCUGAGAAGGUCCAGUUAGAUGUUCCUGUUGAAUCUGACCAAAGUUUCAGUGAACAAGCAUCUCCUGGAAACACAUCACAUAGCACAGUACUCAGUACAGAUGCUAAUUUGCAAGAAGAAAAAGUUGAAGACACUGAGUCUUCCUCUGCUGCUGUCAGAACUCAAGAACCUUCUGCUACAGUAACAAAACCUUUUAGGAGAGCAGAUUUUCUUGCACCAAAAAAAAAUGCAACUGUUGAUCAAGAUCACAAGUUUAAAUGCAAGUUUGUGGACUGUUCAAAAUCCUUCCGCAAAGCGAAGUUAUUGCAUUAUCAUAUGAAAUACUUUCAUGGAGUGGAGAAAGCCGCAGAAUCACAGCAGAGCCCGGUAAAAAGACAUAUUCAAACCAGAGCUUCUUUGGCUUCUGAAAGAGCUAAUCAAGAAAGGUCAAAAAGAGGACGGACCUCAACUGGUUCAUUGUAUGCUCCUCUACGCAUAGCCCUAAGGAGUACCCCAUAUAGAGAUGAAAAAAUAGAGAAGAGAAGAACAUCAGCUGCUGUAAAUGCAUUAAAUAGUCACCGAUGUUCUGUUAGAGAACAAACCAAGGAGAACCACAUAGCGAGAUCACUCCGGAAGCCUCCAGAAAAAAAAAGAGUUGAAAAUGCUGUUAAAGAAUAUGAGAAGAACAAAGAAAGAAAAUCUAAAGACUAUGGAAGGUCCAAAGCAAAGAAAAAGAAAAAAAAGAAAAAGAGAGCUAAGUCUGAGUACUCUGGUAGUGAAGAAAACACAGAUAUUUCACAGGAACUUUCUCCUGAAAAAUCAGUUGUCCCAAAAUGUAUUUCUUCAAAUAAAUCAUCUACCCACACAAGCACAGAACUGCAGUGUUCUGAGUCUGGACAGCACAGAGGAAAAUCAAAAACAAAUGAGGAAGACACCAUGAGUGAGUCAUCUAUGGAUAGCUUGCUUUGGAGUGAUGAUGACUGCAGUCAGGAUGUUGAUAUAACCACAAAUCCUGAUGAAGAAGCUGAAGAAGGGGACUUUGAGAUUGUUCGGUGUAUUUGUGAAGUAAAAGACGAAAAUGACUUCAUGAUUCAGUGUGAAGAGUGUCUGUGCUGGCAGCAUGGAGUCUGUAUGGGUUUACUGGAAGAUAAUGUACCUGAGAAAUAUACCUGCUAUAUUUGCCAAGAUCCUCCAGGUCAGAGGUCCAGCUUAAAGUACUGGUAUGAGAAGGAGUGGUUAAGUAAUGGUCACAUGCAUGGCUUAGCAUUUUUGGAAGAAAAUUAUUCCCACCAGAAUGCCAAGAAGAUAGUAGCCACUCACCAGCUUCUUGGCGAUGUACAGAGAGUGAUAGAAGUACUGCAUGGACUGCAGCUGAAGAUGAGCAUAUUAAAAAAUAAAGAACAUCCUGACCUAAAGCUUUGGUGUCAUCCAUGGAAACACAUUACAGUGGAUGAAAAAAUCCAUACGAAACACAUCAUUCACAUUGAGGAAAACUGUUGCAAAGAGGAGACGGCAAGUUAUAGAACUUGGAAUGGGACAGUUGAGAAACCCUCUGCCAUUCCUUCUGUGGAGGAAUCUUAUAUUACAAGUGAACACUGUUACCAGAAACCUCGGGCCUACUACCCUGCGAUAGAGCAGAGGUUGGUUGUUGAAACAAGAGGUUCGGCCAUGGAUGAUGGAGUAAAUAGAAUAAGAGAAAAUGGGGAUGAUGUCCUGUCAGAGAGAUUUGGUUGGAAUCUGGACCGAGAAAUAUGCAGGAUGGAAAAUGAAUCCAAGCACAACUAUUCCAAGGUAAAAGACUCUGUAUCUAAGAAAGUCUCUCCAGAGGAAGCUAUUGAAAUGAAAUUACUGGAAAAGGACAAAGAAGGAGUUGUGAACUCACAGCUGCAGUGGCAGCUUAAUCUUUUAGCUCACGUGGAAUCUCUGCAAGAUGAAGUCAUACACAGAAUGGAUUUCAUUGAGAAGGAACUAGAUGCUUUGCAGAUUUGGUUGGAUUAUAAAAUGGCAGAUUACAAAGUAUGGUAUCUCACAGGGAGGUCUUAUGGUGUGCUCUAUUGAGGUGACUUGCCUAGA
This is a messenger RNA of Oxyura jamaicensis (ruddy duck), 3606 nucleotides long. RefSeq names its product PHD finger protein 20 (gene PHF20). The record is from RefSeq and is a predicted model, not a curated record. The transcript has 24 exons. The coding region runs from base 472 to 3591 and encodes 1039 amino acids. Gene Ontology annotation, cellular component: NSL complex; MLL1 complex. Lineage: Eukaryota; Metazoa; Chordata; Aves; Anseriformes; Anatidae. Gene Ontology annotation, biological process: regulation of transcription by RNA polymerase II.